GACUGUUGCGCACUUAGAUAAAAUGGAGAAUACUUCUUAUUUCCAUGCUACGGAGACCAACACAAUUACGACCCCGCUUGCCAGCAAUGCAAUGUGGAAAAGUGAAAAACAUUAUCGAAAUUGGUUGACGAUUGUGAUUGUGUCAGGUUGUGGAUUCGUUAUCAACGUUUACGUUAUUAUCGCUAUGAUAAUCUAUUUAUCAAAAUUGAAAAAUUUAAAGAAGAGCCUCAAAGAAAAUGGAUCAAAGAGAUACAGAGCGGUUAUGGAAAUAUGUUUGCUCAUAAAUGCAUCUGCUGCAUUGAUGAACACUCCUGCUACUGAAAAAAUUCUUGUUGAUAUUUAUUUUCCACAAAUUUGUCCGAUUUCGAGAGGAAUUCGCGGUUUCGGUGGAAGUUCUAGUGUUCUAUUUAAUUAUCUUAAUCUGUGGCUUCGUCAAAGAUCAAUUUAUAACGACCCUGCGAUGAAGCAUCUCACUACGAAAGUAACUCGAACUUUGAGUUUUGUUGUGCUUUUUCUUGUGGCCGUGACUCCGAUAAGCAGUUAUGUAAUUUUCGUUUCUGCCUACACAUUUUCUGUCGUAGAUACUGGAUGUUCAAUUGUUGCUUCUACUGUCAACCCACAAGCGAUGUGGUUUGCCGUUGGUUUGAAUUCGCUAUUAAUGCAAUGCUUGUUAUUAUGGCUCUUUGUACUACCUUUGUACAAACACAGCGCUAACGCGCCACACGGAGGGAGUUCCAGUAGCAGCCAAGCGAAAAUCAGAGCUAUCACGAAGAGAGCGUUUAUUACAGGACUCAUAUCCUCCAUUACCGACACUGUGUCGGUAAUCAUGGCCGCAUCAGCAGUUUUUAAAGACGGGAUAACGCUUCCUUUAGCGAUGUACAUUAGCGUGUUGGUAAAUCUUAUCAUGUAUGUUGUGUCGUUCCCAGAUUGGGAAAGACUGAUGUUGCCGUGUUGUAUAAGUGCAUUUCGCAAAAGGAAUCAAUCAGAGAGAGAAGUUAGUCAAAGAAUAAGCACAAAAGUUACAGCAGCAUGAUCCGUCUCAGUUUGAAUUUUGACUGAAAGAACAAAAGAUUAUGGAAUCAUUCUAUCAUGCCACUCCGCCAAUUCGGAAAGUUAGGGCAUGUCCUAAUAUAGCCGAAGAUAAAUAAAAUCAACGACAAGACAGCUAUGCUCAAAGAAUUGGAGACCAGAUGUGACAAGUUUUUCUAUUUAAUUAUGAUAAAACUACAUUUUUGAGGAUUCCAUAGCACUCGGAAAAAAUUGCCCCGCUGCCAAUUUUAGGAAGUAAGGGCACGUCCUAAUCCAGCCGACGACAAACAGAAUCGAAUGCAAGAGAGCUUUGCUCAAUCAAAUAAAAACAAGUAAAAAUAACAUGAUCUCUUUCAACGAAAUAAUAUAUCGGGUUUCAUAGCACUCAGAGAAUAAUUGCCUACGAGCGAUUUCUUCCAUCUUUAAGUACUAGGUGGUCCAUUAGUUGCGGGCGAAAGCAACAAUAAUUAUACCAACAACAACAAUGAUUUAGCAAAACAAUCCACAUAUUUCGAAUCCAAAAACAGAUUGAAAUAUUUGUCGGAGAGAAACAGAAUAUUAACUUGAGACAUUUCACCAGAAAACAAUUCGGAUAUGAAUUUUAUAUUUAUUUAACGGUAUUUUUAUUUCUUGGUUGUGUAACUUACUUAUCCGCAGAUAGUCCUGAAUUGAAAAGUUUCCUUAAUCUCUUGGAAACUUAGGUAUCGCUGCUCGAUAACCAGCUUUGGUUCCCGCCGCUUCCCCUCUAUAGUAAAACUGUGUAUUAUCAUCCUGUAAAUUGUGUACGAUCGCUUUUU
This is a messenger RNA of Styela clava, 1826 nucleotides long. NCBI's taxonomy places the organism in Eukaryota, Metazoa, Chordata, Ascidiacea, Stolidobranchia, Styelidae. The record is from RefSeq and is a predicted model, not a curated record.